AUGGCAGAACAUGUUGUCGCAGUUUCGCCCAACCUCCGCUACGGACGACUGAACACACUGUUAGGCAAAGGAGCAUUCAAGGUGGUUCACAAGGCGAUUGACCGUGAAGAAGGAUAUGAAGUAGCUUGGAAUGUGCUACAGGUAAGAGAGAGAGAGAAAAACAACAAGGAUAUUGCACACGAAAUUGCUAUGCUAAAAUCUGUCCGACAUCCAAACAUCAUUGCGUUUCACGAUGCCUGGCUCGGUGAAUCAAAGACUGAAUUUGUGUUCGUGACUGAGCUCAUGACGUCUGGCACCUUGCGUGAAUAUAUCCGCAAGCUCAACUCGCCAAACACCAAAAUUGUCAAACGCUGGUCCCGACAGAUUCUCAAGGGACUAGCCUAUCUCCACGCCCACAACCCACCCAUCAUCCACCGAGACAUCAAAUGCGACAACAUAUUUAUCAAUGGCGCCCACGGAGAGAUCAAGAUUGGAGAUAUGGGCACUGCUGAGAAUAUGUGGCUCGGGAACAAAAAGUACACUCUCAUCGGCACCCCCGAAUUUAUGGCCCCAGAGAUGUAUGACGAGCGGGGAUACUCUGAAAAAGUAGACAUCUAUGCCUUUGGCAUGUGUCUGCUCGAGAUGGUCACUGGCGAAUAUCCUUAUGCUGAAUGCACCAAUGCUGCCCAGGUCUACAAAAAGGUCUCCCAGCACAUCAAGCCCGAAUCACUUGGGAUGGUUCAGAACCAGCAAGUUUUGGAAAUCAUUUGUGGCUGUUUAUCAGAUGAAAAUGAGAGACAAUCUGCACAGGAACUUCUUGAAGGUUCAUUCUUAGCAGUCGAGCCAGACGUCGUAUUACUCGCUACAGAUCCGUCACACAAAAUCUUGACAUUACAAGUCGUCUUCAAGGGCUCAGACAAACUAUCCGUCAAAUUUGAGUUUAACGUCGAAAAAGAUACAGCAGAAGAAGUAGUGGCAGAAAUGAUUGAAGAACAGGUCUUACUAGAUAGAUACCAGCACAGCAUUACGGGAGAAAUAAACCGCAUCUUGCGUGAUAUGGAAAAGGAUGCUUCUAAUCCAGACAAAGCCAAGGAUAGACAUGAUGCAGUCUGGAGACGAGAGAAUGAUAUCCGCACCGAAUUGGAGCGAGAACGCAGAGAUCUGGCACGGAUGUCAGAGUUUGCUGCAGAAGCUGAAAGAAAAGUGGAACUUAUUCACCAACAAAUGCUACAGGCUGAAGAACGCCUUCGGGAAGUAGUACAAGAACGAGAUCAAUAUGCAAAAUUAUCAAGUCGUCGUCCAAGUGCUGCAACAUCUCCACCUGUACUUGAAAAAGAAGAUGAGAGAACAUUGUCUGAUACUGACUUGUCAGCAGAUGAAACACCUGAGGCCAUUAUGGAAGUGUUCACAGACUAUGCAGAUGAUACACCAAUUGAUAUAUUUGUUCAAGAAACUGCUGCUGCUGCUAAGCGUGAUAAGAGUAAAGCAAGUGAAUGGGCAUCAAAAUUAAAAGAUCAGGAUAUCAUGACAGCCGGUGACCUGCGUGGUCUACUUGACGAAGAUUGGAAUGGUCUUGGAUUAACUGUAUUUGCGCGCCGUGCCUUGAAAAAUAUGCUCAACCACAAUCGAAGGGCACAAAAGAGUACAGACGCUUCUCUGGAAGACUAA
This is a messenger RNA of Phycomyces blakesleeanus NRRL 1555(-), 1647 nucleotides long. RefSeq lists its product as hypothetical. Gene Ontology annotation, molecular function: protein serine/threonine kinase activity; ATP binding. Gene Ontology annotation, biological process: intracellular signal transduction; protein phosphorylation. The coding region runs from base 1 to 1647 and encodes 548 amino acids. Gene Ontology annotation, cellular component: cytoplasm. The transcript has 8 exons. The record is from RefSeq and is a predicted model, not a curated record. NCBI's taxonomy places the organism in Eukaryota, Fungi, Mucoromycota, Mucoromycetes, Mucorales, Phycomycetaceae.